GUGACUUCAGAUAUGAUGGAGGAGAUUGUAUGGGAUACACAAGAGUUAGAUGAAAGUCAAUUGUGGAGUCAAAUAGACCACACAUUUGAGUCGCAGUCAGUGCUGGACCACUGCCUACUGGACUUUAUAGCCUCAGCAGGACCCUUGCCCCCUCAACCUCUACUGCCCCAACUGAGCCCUGACAUUUCAUUUCCCAUGGCAAACCUUGACAUAGAAGGGGACAUCUCAACUGAAGGAUGUAGUUGUCCAAGCGUCCCAGGCAAAGUGCUCAGACAGGCAGCAAACGUCCGGGAGAGGAGGCGAAUGCUUAGCAUUAAUUCUGCUUUUGAGGAGCUCAGAAACAGAGUCCCCACAUUUCCCUAUGAAAAGCGCCUUUCCAAGAUAGACACACUUCGUCUGGCUAUUGCCUACAUAGCAUUGUUAAGCGACAUCCUGACCUCAGGAAUUGAUCCGAAAUCUUAUGUCAAUGAAUUUGUGAGGAACGGAUCCAGUGGCGCAUACAGUGCUAUCUGGAACACAAGUGGUGAGUUACUUUGGCAUUAACCUUUUUUACUUCAGGAAGUCAAAAUCAUUAGAACACAUCCCUUCCACUCUCUAACUUUCUAUCUUGUUUAUUUGUUUUAGGUUUUUUUGUUGUCUUAUUCUAUAUUCAGGAUGCUGAAGUUGUCUUAUCCCCAUCAUGCACUCCUUACUUCAUUAUUACCUUUCGCAAUGAGUAA
Molecule: messenger RNA, 719 nt
Organism: Pelobates cultripes (western spadefoot toad)
Lineage: Eukaryota; Metazoa; Chordata; Amphibia; Anura; Pelobatidae
Source: the annotation of a GenBank genome assembly